Molecule: messenger RNA, 6891 nt
Organism: Alligator mississippiensis (American alligator)
Lineage: Eukaryota; Metazoa; Chordata; Crocodylia; Alligatoridae
Gene: LPGAT1
Product: lysophosphatidylglycerol acyltransferase 1
Exons: 8
Coding region: 1310-2326 (338 amino acids)
Cellular component (GO): endomembrane system
Molecular function (GO): acyltransferase activity
Source: RefSeq, a predicted model, not a curated record
UGGCCUGGCACCAGCCAGUGCACACAGCUUACUAGUCGGGCUGCUCCUGAUGCAGCUGCAGCUUCCUGGGUGCUGCUCAGCUCCCUCAUCCUCCAGCACCAGCUGUUCCUCCUGGUCCUGCUGCAUGAGCUGAAAGGAAGCUUCAGUUGGGCAGCUCCUGCCCCAGUGCAUGGAGCUCCAUCUCCCAGCUCUUGGCUGCCUUCCCUCUGUCUGUCUGCCCAUGCCAGGUGCACAUGCCCCCUGCUUCCUUCCUUCCCCAUGCCCCUCACAUCCUCCCCACAAGGCAGUGGCCACCCUGCACUCCCACCCCGUAAUCUCGGCCUCACCUGCCCAUGGGCCCAUCUCACAGGGAGUUUUGGUGAGUUGUUGCAGGGGCUGGGGAAGGUGAGUUGAGUUGUCACAGGCCAGGUCAGCACAUCAGAACUCCCUAUGUGGUCCCAGGCCCAAACAGCUGGCCCACCCACUGGGCUAAUCUCUUGUAAGGGUAGUAGCAAGACAUUUUUACUGCAAAUAUUUAAGUUCUGGUAAGUAAUUAAGUGUUUUUUUUUCAAUACUGCAACCCUCAUCAAGAUACUAUAAAUUAUGUGCAGCAGCUCAUAUUUGCCCUGAGCCAGUUCAUUUGCUGUUUCAGGCACAUGCUGCAGUGUUCAGCCAGUAGUUACUGUGGUUGUAAGAGGGUUAACACUGGACUCUGCCCCUGCUCUUUACAGUCCUAGGGAAAACUGGCUGCUAUCUUUGCAACUGUGAGUCACUGUCUGCUUGCCUCUGUCCCCUGCUUCUACUUCACUGAAAAAAAUCAGCUUCCCUGCUUAAGAUAUGCACCCUCAGUUUUGGAGGACUGAUUUUGGGGGGUUGGGGGAAUGCACGUGGUAUGCAAGCAAAUAUGGUAGUUGUACUAUAUGAAAUAAACCAUGAUUCCAGAUUCAUGCUCCUCAACAAAUAGAAUUCAUGGGAUAAUUUUACUGAUUAGAAACCAUAAUUCAGGAAAAAUGGGCUGGCAAGAGGAUAUGCAAAUAGUCAAGGGAUCAAAGACAAGGAAAAAUCUCCCAAAUUUUCACUGAGGAAAUAGAUGCAGGUGUUGUGCUUGGCUCAGUAUGUAGAGGUGGAGGGUAGAAAACACUGUAUCGUGUUUCAUUUUGUUUUUUUUCCCUUAGUCUGCUUCAUCUGAUUCUUUGAGGUGGGAGGUCCAAUUAUAUCCUUUGUUGUAUAUGUAAGCAUCCCUUCAAAAUUAGUUUGCUGCAGGUGUCUGAGAUGGACAAGCUCCAAGUUGCAGCCCAGGUGUUGGAGGUGGACGAGUUUUGAGUGUGAAAUGAGCAAUGCAUCCAGAGUUCUUGAACUUCACAGAACACCUUUCCUACCUUGCCUUUCCUUGUAUCAAAGUGACCUACAUUUUGGUGGAGGAACACCAGGCUUUACUCUCUCCCAGUCUUCUGUUCCCAUGGUGACAAGACUGGUAGUUGAAUGGGGAGAUGAUGUUAAAGCAAUUUCAGAAGAUGAAGCCGUGGUGCUGGUGAACCAUCAAGCAACAGGAGAUGUUUGCACUCUAAUGAUGUGCCUUCAGGAUAAAGGCAUGGUUGUCCGUCAGAUGAUGUGGCUAAUGGAUCAUAUAUUUAAGUAUACAAAUUUUGGCAUUGUAUCUCUAAUCCAUGGAGACUUCUUUAUAAGACAGGGAAAAGCUCACCGUGACCAGCAGCUUGUGCUCCUCGAAGAACAUCUAGAAAAAUAUUAUAGAAGCCGUAGUCGGAAAUGGAUUGUACUGUUUCCAGAAGGUGGCUUCCUUAGGAAAAGGAGGGAAACAAGCCAGGCAUUUGCCAAGAAAAACAAUUUGCCAUUUCUUCAGCAUGUCACCCUGCCAAGACUGGGGGCAACACAAGUUAUUUUGAAAUCACUUUUGGGUCAGCAACAAAAUGGAACCCCAGCAGGUGGAGAUUCUAUGAAAGCAGAGAACAAAUCAAAAGGCCUUCAGUGGAUGAUAGAUAUAACCAUUGCGUAUCCCAGAGCUGAACCCAUAGACAUCCAGACUUGGAUUCUUGGCUACAGGCAACCAACAAUUACACAUGUACAUUACAGGAUUUUUCCAAUUAAAGAUGUACCUGCAGAGCCUGAAGCCCUCACCCAUUGGCUAUAUCAACGAUUCAUUGAAAAGGAGGAUCUCUUGUCACAUUUUUACAAAACAGGAGCAUUUCCUCCCCUACAGGGUCAAACAGCUGUUUCCCGGGAGAUGACCCUCAACAACUUGUGGUUGGUUGGCAUUCAGUCCCUUGCAUUUUUGUCAGGUGGUAUGUGGUACUGCAUCCUUCGGUAUUUUUAUCAUUGCCUAUUUUAGAAGUUGAAUGGGACCUGAGGACACUGAGAAUCCAGGCUCUGGCAAAUGAGCUUCACGUGACGUGCAAAUGUGAAUAUUCAAGAGUCAAGGAAAAUACUGGAUGGCUUUUUACCCCUCUCAACAGACACUCUAAACUCCACUAAAGUGAGAGUCAGUAAUAUAGUGACCUGAUGAUGUAUUUUAAGAACUCUGUAUUUUUAAAGAGGGGGAACAUCCCUAGACACACUUAAGCAAAUUUGGCAUUUGGACAAGAGGUGCAGUCAUACAACCACAUAGAGGAAUGUCUGCAACAAGAAGCUCUGUCACCACAGGUAUUACUUGACAUUGUAGUUAAAACGCAGAAAAUUCAGCAACUCUCUCUCUCUCCCGUAGUCUGUACGACAAAGUGUGUGGUAGAGAAUCCCUCAUUGGCACAAAAGUUUAUCACAGUUGAGCUGGAAUCACAUGUAGUCUGCAGAGCUAGUUAUGAUAACUUAACUGCUCUCCUAUCAGCCAUUGUUGUAUUAGACACACUCUUCCUGCAAGCAUGCAAGAGAGGUUUGUGGUGGAGAAAACAGUGCUCAGAAAAGCAGUAUGUAAUAUGUUUAAAAAUAAUUCACCAUUGACAAAUCAGCCCAUCCCUGCCCUGGGUUAUCCAUCAGACAUGUGAUUUCUGUACGCUAGUUGUAUCCCUUCUUAGUAGGGACGAUGUCAGGUCACUUGAUUUAUUUCCCUUUUGUGUUUAUAAUGUUUCAUACAUUGAGAAGUAUCUUUUCUGCAAAAUGCACUUUUAAAGAUUAAAAUACAGUGAAGGAAAAACAUAUAGCUGGGGUGGGGGGGAGCUUUAUCUGCAACAGACUGGAAUCGUAAAGAGUGCUACCUGUUCCUGAAAGUGUGCUGGUGUCCCUGAGGCUUUUCAGUCUGUCCUCCCUUCCCCACUGUCUUUCCUCUCUGCUCCAAUUUGUUGUAUAUCACGAGCUGGCAAAUGUGACUUUUUGAUAGCUUACGGAGGCCUUUUCCCCCCAUUUGUUGCAACAGUACUAAAUGCAUUUGUGGGACAGUGUAAACAAAUCAAUGCAAGUCAGAUUCAUAUUUUGCUUUGGAAAAAUGGAAGGAAACUAGUUUCUUAAAAAGAGAUCUGAUGGCUUGUGUAAAGCUGUAGGAAGAUAUUCAAUGGACUGUGACAGAAUGUGAUCUCAAUAACUGUACAGAGGGCUAUAUUAAGCCUGCCCCUGUGCUGUAAAGUAUUAGCCUCAGUGGAAGGAGAAUUAAUUAGUCAGAGGCAAACUGGACUCAAACCAAAUUUUCAGAUGUCUGGUUAACAAUGCUGUUGAAAGGCAGUCAGUACUGUAGGUUCUCAUUUCCAGCAGAUUGGCCUCAUUUGAUUACACAGGUAGAAAAGAUCUAUUUCUAGAAUUAAAUUCCUGUUUGAGUAUAGGCCAUGUAGCCAGAAUUUUAUGUAUAACUAUGGUGUAUUGUCUUUGGAUUGUAAUUUUAUUGACCGCAAACUAAGCCAACUGUAGUUGUCCAUGUUGAGUUAGCAGUAUAGUUUCCCCUUUGAUCCCCCUUGUCAUACAAGAACCAGUUUGAGUAGUAUACAAGACAAAAAUAUAAGAUAUCUGAAUAUUUUCCUUUGGGGGGAAAAAGCAUACCAAAAUAUGAAAUAAUGCGAAUUUUCCCUGGUUUAAUGGAAAAGGUAUCCUAAUUAAAUAUGCCAAAAAAGUGGUUUCAUCAUAAGGUAACACAGUGUGGAUAUUAAUAAGAAGAUGGUUAAUAAAAGAACAACUGAAAUACCUCAUUGACUGUUAUGAUACCACUGCAGGUGAAAUGCAGAAGACAGUGUUAUUAUUUCACGUGAUGUUUAAUGUAAGAAACUAUUUCUAAAUCCAUCUUCUUGACAAAAUACAGCUGAAUUCCAUUGUAAAAUUAAAAUUAAUCUUAAUGUGAGGUACGCAAAGGGAGGCCAGUUUGGGCUGUGAACAUGUUCCUUUACCCGUUGAUUCUGCCAAUUGGUGAGGUUUGUUACUUUGGGUGUAGAUUGUUUCCUCUGCUGUAUUGCAGGCAGGCGUUGCAGUCCAGUACCAAUCCCCUGAUACAAGGGUGCAAACAAGCUGUUCUAAACUUGAGUAUACUGGAUUCUGGAAACAAGCUGCAGAAUGUUUUCUAUGCCUUUCUUCCUAACGUGGGAUGAUUGGAACCACUUGGCAUUCCAGUUUAUAUUGUUUCUUAAUUGGGAGGGGAAGGGCUGAUAUAAAAAAAGAGAGGUUUUGUUGCACAACAGAAGCCUGCAUCAGAAUAUUUGCUUUACAAACCCAAUAAACAUGCCAGGGUAUAUGCUUUUCAACUGCACUAUUGUUUCCAAUGGCCUGUAAUAAGUACUGAUGUGCUGCCUAAUGAAAUAACAGCAAUAUGUGAUCAUGUGGUAAAGUGACCCUUUGACUUACUGGUACCUUUGGGUUUGUUUGUUUUUGUUUUUGUCUUUCAAUUUGUUUGUUUUUUAAUUCUGCAAAACCUUUAUAUGAAAGCACUGAUUGUAGUUUCAAUGUGGAGACUAAAUUGCAUUAGAUUGCUUCUCUGCUACUUGCACUGGAAAAUGUGAAGAGUGUGUGUCAUCAAGUCUCCAUAGAGUCGAAUUUAGGUGAUCAUGGAAAGGAACUAGUUUCCAUGUUAGGAACUCGGAUUUUUUUUUGUCAUGAACAUAGUGCUGGUUUAUAAUGGAGAAUAAUAAAGAGUGAUAAAAAUCUUUUUAAUAAGGGAAAAACAUAAAAUACAUGUAGGAGAAAUGAGUUUCAACUCAGUUACCUAUGUGUCAGCUAGUUCAGGUUUAUAGCUGUAGUUAGCAUUUUUGCUACAAGCCACCGGGGGGGGAAGGGGGGUCCUCUGCUUGAAAUUGUAUUCUCUAAGGGGAAAAUUGCAUCCAGUAGAAAAUUAUCUGAAUGAACGUAAUGAUAAAAUUCACCCACCAAGUUCUUGUCUAAUUAAUACAACUUUGAAUUUGGUGACACAAAGGGCAGUAUUGGGAAGGAAUGAAUAAAAACAUGCGGGGUGAAGACAACCAUGGAAAAUGUAAUUACAGAGAUUGGGGACAUGGGAGAGAACUAAGGACUUCUUUAAAGUGCAGAAAUUAACUUGGGUGUAUGCCAGGGUAAUGUAAAACACGUUUCAGUUCUGUUAACUUCUACAAUUGUUCACCAACUGUUCUUUAACCUGUAACAAUAUAACUCUGUUAAGAGUUGCUGCUCUUUUGAUCCCACUAAAUGAUGUAUGCUAGCCCCAUUCACACAUUCUGGAAAUGCUUGGUUUUUGCUUUCUUCCUUUUGUGCCAGUCCUUUCUCUUCCAACUUACCCACUGUUCUACAAUGUAUUUCAGUCGCAACUUGUCCUGCAAGUGAGCUUGUCGUGUUAAUCAUAUUUAAAAAUCAAGACUCUUACCUAUUUUGGUCACUGGAAAAAAAAAUAAAUCUCUUGUUUAGAUAAAUUAUAAAAAAUAAGAUGCAUCUCACUCAGUCUUGAAAUAUGACUACACAUCGUGCUGUUCACCAUUCACUGCUAUUUCACAGAACAGUGUGGACAUAGUUGUAUGUGUGCCUCUCUCUCUCUCUCUUAUUUUGGUCUGUCGUUGUCACAGAAUGCUGUGAACCUUUAUAUCUGUUUGUAGAAGAUGACGAAAAUACCAAACACUGUGUGGCAGAGAUUAAACCGGUCCACUUUACCUUGGCAUAAGUGUUGGGACCAAAGGUACUUAAAUCUGGGAUUUCCAAAUCACAAAACUGAUCUCGGGGAUGGUUUUUGUUUGUUUGUUUUUAACUUGGGCAGACCUUCUUUGUGCUAAUGUAAUACAAUCUUAAUGGAAUAAAAAAAUGUACAAUUGAAGACGCUGUAUUGUUUGGAAAUAAUGGAGCCAUAUAAAAGAAAUUAUACAGUAUUUUGCAAAAUUGCUUUUUUGAGAAUUUUUUAUUUAUUUUUUUUUAAAGCAAUUGGAACAGCAAAAUAAAAAACCACUCUAGUUGCAAGGUCUGCAUACCUUAUGAAUGUUUUGAAUGGCUUUUAUUUUUAUUGUGUAAAACUAGACUACAUGGCUGUGGUACACAAAAAAAAUCUCUAAAAGAAAAAAGUCUAUGCAUUUUACAGUUCAACUCUUUAUCACUGGGUAAUGAAAUGAGUAUAUAUUGAACAGCUGUUGUGUCAACGUGAGUUAAUUUCCCUUAAUGUUAUUACAAACUGAUGUGGAGGGUGAUUGUACACGAAAUUUAGCUUUCUUGAUGCCAUACUGUUUAUUCUAGCCACUGAAUUUUCCCCACUCCCUGCUGCAUUUCCACAUUUUCUUGUAUAUGGUCAGAAUUAAUGCAGAAGCCCAUAGAAACUGUUAGUGAUUUUGCAAAGGUCUGGUCACACUUGGAUUUAUUUUACUGAACUCCUUUCUUCCUUUUUAUUUUUUUAUUUUUUAAACUGGAUCCUUCCAGCAACCAAGACCAAUUUUCAGAAAUGUAGAUAGGCACCAAAAGAGAUUUUUCUCUUCUAAGACUCAUAGGCGAUUUUGUUUUUCUGUUUUAAUGUGAUAAAAUAAAGUUGAUUUUUUUUCAAGA